Messenger RNA from Tigriopus californicus, 2320 nucleotides. RefSeq lists its product as uncharacterized. The coding region runs from base 358 to 2190 and encodes 610 amino acids. NCBI's taxonomy places the organism in Eukaryota, Metazoa, Arthropoda, Copepoda, Harpacticoida, Harpacticidae. The transcript has 11 exons. The record is from RefSeq and is a predicted model, not a curated record.
UAAUUGACAAAACAAUGGCGAUCACAAGAAAGAAAAUGGCUCGACUUGUUCCAAUGGCAACAACCUUGGAUGAAUCACUAAUUGAGAGGGAACGAGACCGAAAACUUGCUGCCACCUCAAUUCGAAUCACGCAAGUGGGUGUAGAAAAGGGUGUUUUAAGCUCAAGAUUACAUUCGUACUAGUACGUAUAGGGGGAAUCAGUCCAAAGGUUGGAGACUGACUUGAGCUUAAGGUGGUGCUUAAAGCUGGAUGGGUGGGGUGAUCUAGAAGGUUAAAGUGUAUUUCAUCUUCAUUUCCGUCAAGACUCAAGACUUUUCAUUUCCUUAAUGGACUGGACCGACAAGUGAGUCCAGAAAUAUGGAGAAGGUGGUCUUCCUGAGUCUUCUGUUGUUGUGCGGGGACAUUGAGAGCAAUCCUGGACCUCCCCGGCGAUCCGUCCAAGGCAAGACACCCUCCACGGAGCAAAAGAUCGAAUCCUUGUCCAACACCCUCGCCGAGUAUGAGGCCAAGAUCACCGGCCUUGAGAGCGAGCUUGACACUCAGAAGAAAAGUUAUGACGAGAAGCUUCAGAGUAUGGAAGGUCAGUUGGAGACCAUUUCCAAAGACAUCUCAGAAAUGAAGGAAUCCAAAGGAGAGGGAGUCAACGAUCUCAAGGAGCUCAUAGACCAAAAACUCAAAGAGGCCGAACAAAAAGUGGAAGAGGUCCGUGAGGUGUUUGAGGAGUUUCAGAACGACUACAAUAACCAAAUGCAAGACACCGCGGACAAAUUCCAUAAGAUGGAUGAGACAGUCAAGGACUUCCAAAGCGUUAGUGAUGGCAGCAUUCAAGGUAUCCUUGAGGAAAGCCAACAAUUGAAGGAGAGUUUUAGUUCCAUUGACCAACGCAUCAAAGACAUCAAAAUCGAGUCUUCAGGCAAGCUUCAGGCCCUCGGAUCAACCACACGUGAUCAACGUAGGGAGUACAAGGCCAAAUUUGUGGAUCUGGAUGUGGAAUUCCAACGCAUGAAAGACCGAAUGGAGAUGCUCAAUAUGAUCUUGGACGACAUGAAUGAGAAGAUGUAUGAAUUUGAACAGAGCAAGAAGAACAACUUGAUCUUCUAUGGGGUCAGGAAUCGGGCCCACGAGAAUUCGGACAGUCUGAAACUGUACCUUGCCAACUUAUUGCGGGACCACCUCAACAUUCGGCGAGAGGUUCCAAUUCAGCGUGCCACAAGGAUACACACCGGACCCGAGGUCCGAGGUUGCCGCCCGUGCUUAGUCACUUUCGAGACAUUCAAAGACCGUGAAACGGUCUUGCGUCAGUCCAAGGCUCUGAAAAAGGCUAGCAUCGACGUGACCGAAGACCUGUCCAAGAGGACCCGCGAGAGCCGUCAAGAGCUCAGAAAGUUCAUGAGAAAGAUCAAGAGAGCCAAUCCUGAGAAGAAUUGUUUCCUGGAGUACGACAAGUUGUACAUUGAUCACAAGAUCUUCGUGUACAACGACGCCAUGGGUCAAGUGGUGGAACAGACCGAGUCCCAACGCUACGGGGACAUGAUGAGCCGGCCAGGCACUCAGAUGAUGAUGUUUGGCACCACCUUUGGUAGAGAAGGCACUGCCAUGGGACACUACGGAGGUCACGGGGGUCUGGAUGACCGUUAUUUGGGUCCGAGUCGACCACCUUCUGGAAUGAGCACCACUGGAGGACGGCAAAUGGAUCGGCCUUUAAAGUCAGCUUCAGCCAUUCCAAGGCUGCCUCCUUUGAACCGAAACUUGAGCCUCUCCACUGGUGCCAUGCAUCAACAAGGAGGAUUCAAAGAUGACAAGAUUGAUGAGAUGGAACGGAUGGUUGUGAGCUAUCAGGAGAAAUUGGACACCAUGGCCACGGAUUACCAGGAAAAGGUUAAUAUCCUAGAAAACAAACUGGCUGACAAGGAGAUUGAGAAGCCGCCCUUUCCGUUGAACGGAAAUCACCAUAACAAUGAUUUCAGUGACUAUGAAACCGAUAACGAAGACGACCCCCAAUCUCCAAGAUACCCCUUAGGUCCGGAUUCACCUUUGAAGAAUAUAGCUGCCAUUCCCGAAGAGGAUCGAUCGCCCACACCCAAUCAGUCACCGAGUCCCUUGAAGGAGUUGAAUGGAAGUGCGUUGCAUGUCACCAUAGCCGAAGAGCACAAUCAAUCCCCAUUGGUCACAAUCAACGGUGGUGACUAAAUCCCAAACUGACUGGACCCCUUCCUGCUUUUCCUCAUUUGCUUCCAAGUAGAUUCCAUUUGUUCCACUGUAUUUUGUUUCAAAAAUUGUAGAGAUUGACGAAAUACAUUAGACUCAGGCACAAAGCUGA